Messenger RNA from Aspergillus welwitschiae, 1695 nucleotides. RefSeq lists its product as uncharacterized. The record is from RefSeq and is a predicted model, not a curated record. Lineage: Eukaryota; Fungi; Ascomycota; Eurotiomycetes; Eurotiales; Aspergillaceae. The transcript has 2 exons. The coding region runs from base 278 to 1630 and encodes 450 amino acids.
CCUUGCCAUGGUCUUGAAGCGGCAUGGUGGCGGCGCUAAGCGCAAUGGCAGAGAUUAGACAUCCACCACCCCACACGUUGCGCACGCCGGCCGAAUUGGCCAUGGGCGCUCGGCGGCGCUAUUUACAACCGGUCGUCGCAGACACCAGGGGCUCGAAUGAAUUGUUCGGUACCCGCGUACGCGAGCGCUAUUAAUAUGGCACGAAGGCAUUGUGCAGCACUCCGAGUGUCCAUUCCGUCAUCCUGAUUAACUCCUCUGGUACCACAAACACGGCAAUAUGGGACGGAGUACACGAUCGCGAAAGCAGCGCCGUUCGUUGCUCCCAUACAAGACCGAAAGCUGUUCCGAGUCGGGACCGGGAAUCGCGUCGACACGCAGUGAUCUGGUGGCAACACCAGCGGCAGAGUGCAGCCGUGUUGAACGCAAGGAUAGCCGGCAGGAUCUUGGCCAGGAUCUUGGCCAGGACGAAUCGAAUCUGGCGGCCAUCAACGGUAUAAUGGACGAGCUCCGCCAGGGCGAAUAUCGCCAUUUCUUCAGUUUCCUGGCCAACGUUUGCGCUGUCGCCCGGAACAUGAUCGAUCAGGGACCACCGGGACUGUAUCAAAAAGCCCAGGAAUUUACGAAGGAGGCCCCGGAAUUGCUGCGCUAUAUCAUGGAGGGGCCGAAUACAACUAUUAUACCUCUUGCAGCUCCCAUUCUGCGCAAAAAGGACGACUGGUCCGGGGGUGCCGGUGAACAGCGUGCCAGGGACGGCGGUUCAUCUCCCUCGGAAACAAGCACGAUCCAGCCGCCGAGCCCUUUCUUACGACGAUCAGCGUCCCCCGAUGUUGCGCCCAUCCCACAGCAUGCGGCUGACUCGCAGCAUGCGGACUCUUCCCCCGCUACGACGGCCGCGACAGAACCCACAACCGGUCCGGGGACGCCGACCGUUGUCUCCCAUCAACAUCCGCACAACGUCGCAUCGGAUCUGCAACGGGAUCCCCAUAACUCCCCUGCCGGUCGCCCGCACAAUGAUGGACCGGAAAACCAGCAGCGGCCGUCUGACAUCCCGCCUGACGUCCAGGACCCGACGGCGCUCGUCGCGUCGGAGAUCAGCCAUGCGCAGCACCCGUCCCCGGGUGAAUCGUCCGCGUCCAUGCUGUCCGCUGGCCAUGGGCCAUCGACGGAGCCUUGCUCGCAGCCAUCGCAAGGCUACGCGGUGCUGCCCCAGGCCACCACGACGACAACGACGACGCCGCCGCCCAUGAGCCAUGCGACGCAACCGGAAAGCUCUGUUCUGAAUGGCCCCGUCUAUGGAGCCCCGUCAACUGUGGUCUACAACCCGCUUGCUCAGAUGUAUGCGGGGUCCCUGUGGGGGGGUCCUGCAUUUCCGUCUCCUUCGGGCCAGAUGCUGCAGUCCGGUCAGUAUCCCUCUCUGGGUCACUCGACCGGUUUGAUGAAUCCGCUAGUUCCACCACAUUAUAUGCCGCCGGCUCACUCAGGACUGUGGAAUCAGGGACUGUCUGCGCAGACCGCACAGUAUCCGACUCAAGUCGGUUACCUACCGAACCAAGCCGUACCCGACGGCUCAAUGGGAUCAAUGGCCAUGGCAUCCGCAGGCGGAUACGCGGCCCCCUCCGAGCCCUGGUAAAGGUGACUGUUUGCUGGAGUGUAGAUCGGUUCGGCAUGUCUAGUACUAUCUAACCUAAUACACAA